AUGGGCAGUAACACCACUAUGGAGUUGGACAGCAGGGGGUUCUAUGAGCUGGAGAGUGAGGUGACCCUGAGGCUGAACAGCACUCUGACUGUUACAGCAGAUCUGAAACUGAGGGUCCUGGACCAGAGUUUCACCAAGUCUCUCACACUCCACCCACCACCAGGUAAAAGAUCAGGUUUCCAAGGUUUGUUCUUUGACUACAAUGUUGUUUUCAGAUCUUUUAUAUAGAGUUAUUUUUACGAUUGGAUAUUUUGGAUUAUUGAUCAUCCAUGUGUUUUAUUCUUCUGGUACAGUAUGUACCUAACACAGUCCAUCGAGAUGUGAUACCAUACUUGCACAACAUGUUUCGGGGGAGCUGCAGGUCUCAGAGAUGGUGAUGUUAUUGUGCGAAGCUAAGCUGACUGCAGCUGGCUCCACCACCACAUCCACCCCCCUUUGACCAUGCCCUUCUCCAGAGCAAGCUGUGAGUGUUGUUCACAAUACUCUACUACAGUUCAUGAUAAAGUACUAGUCAGAUAUAGAGGGAAACGUUGCUUAUUUCAGUGACUGAGGUUGGGUGCUCCUUUCUUCUCCUCUCUUCCACAGUGUGCUGUGUGAUGCCUGCUGAGCAGAGGAGCAGAUUGUUGAUGUAUCCCCUGCUGCUAAUUCUGCUGGGAUUGGUGCUCCUGUUAUCCAGGAAGGGGUCUGACCAGGAGACCUAA
Molecule: messenger RNA, 701 nt
Organism: Coregonus sp. 'balchen'
Lineage: Eukaryota; Metazoa; Chordata; Actinopteri; Salmoniformes; Salmonidae
Source: the annotation of a GenBank genome assembly